CCUAAUUCCUGUUUUUGAGGGUUUCCACGGCGGCUAGGGUUCUAGGCGGAGGAGCGUGGAGCAAUGGUGCGCGGGCCGAAGAAGCAUCUCAAGGUGCUCAAUGCCCCCAAGCAUUGGAUGCUGAGCAAGCUCGGCGGUGCCUUUGCUCCAAAGCCAUCGUCGGGCCCUCACAAGGAGAGGGAAUGCUUGCCUCUGGUGAUUGUACUUCGAAACAGGCUCAACUAUGCCUUGACUUACCGAGAGGUGGUCGCAAUCGUGAUGCAAAAGCUCAUCUCGAUUGAUGGCAAGGUCCGGACGGACAAGUGCUAUCCCGCUGGAUUCAUGGAUGUGUUGACGGUCGGCAAGGUGGAUGAGAACUACCGUCUCCUCUAUGACAGCAAGGGCCGAUUCACCUUGCACUCGAUCAACUCCGAGGAGGCCAAGUUCAAGCUCUGCAAGGUCCGCGCCGUGAGGUUCGGUGCCAAGGGGAUCCCGUUCCUGACGACUUACGACGGGAGAACCAUCCGCUACCCGGACCCUCUGAUCAAGGCCAACGACACGAUCAAGAUCGACCUGGAGACUGGCAAGAUCAAGGAGUUCAUCAAGUUCGACGUUGGCAACUUGGUGAUGGUCACUGGUGGUCGCAACAGGGGGAGAGUCGGUACCAUUCAGCACCGAGAGAAGCACAAGGGGAGCUUCGACAUCAUUCACAUCAAGGACUCGGUCGGUCAGGACUUCGCCACCCGAAUGGGCAACGUUUUCACCAUUGGCCAGGGGACCAAGCCGUGGGUCUCUCUUCCCAAAGGCAAAGGUAUCAAGCUUUCCAUCGUGGAGGAGGCCAGGAAGAGGGUCAAGGGCUAAAGAAGUUUUUCCUAACGACAUAAGAGAACACAGAGGUUGGUCUCUGGUGAGAGUUUGUUUCUUUUCUACUUUUUUUUGGUUCUUUUUAUCCGAGGGGUCUUUGAUUGAUCUCUGUAAUGCCUACGAAGCCUUUUUGUUGUUCAACUUCCCUUCUUGCUUUUUCUUCGUUCAUUUGAGAUAUGAGUUUGAUGACUUGGAGUGCUUGAGCUUGCUGUGAUGAGGCGGUGAGAAGUCUGGCAGAUUGUGAAAGAACUCGGUGUCUUCUUCCCUUUGGAAGUGAGAGUAAAUUGCGAGCUGGAGUAGUCCCAGGAUAGCUCCAAUCGUGUUUGGGA
This is a messenger RNA of Selaginella moellendorffii, 1172 nucleotides long. RefSeq names its product 40S ribosomal protein S4-3. The record is from RefSeq and is a predicted model, not a curated record. Bases 64 to 840 code for a protein of 258 amino acids. NCBI's taxonomy places the organism in Eukaryota, Viridiplantae, Streptophyta, Lycopodiopsida, Selaginellales, Selaginellaceae. The transcript has 5 exons. Gene Ontology annotation, cellular component: cytosolic small ribosomal subunit; ribosome. Gene Ontology annotation, molecular function: structural constituent of ribosome; RNA binding. Gene Ontology annotation, biological process: translation.